AAAGAAAAAUUUGGGGGGCAAAGUUGAAAUGCGAAUAACAAAAAUAAGUAAAUAAAUAAAUAAAAAUAAUUAAUCAUAUAUCCUUCCCGGGUUCCCUCCUUAUCCAUUUUGCUUCCACACUCAGAAGCUUUCGGAAGCUGCUCUCCAAUGGCUUCUCCUGCUCCGGCGCUCCAUUUCCUUUGCAGUUGCAGGGAAAAACCUAAUCCUCUUCUCUCUCACCGUCCUCAUCCCUUCACCCACCACAAUCCGAAGGUGAUGCCGUCCAUUUCCCUCACCAGGUGCGCGUCGGAUGCAGCCCAAUCCGACAUACCAGAACCGGCCACGUCCACGAACAGCCCGGAGACGUUCCCGAUCGAGAAGCGCAGGAGGUCGGAGAUCGUGAGGGAGCGGAAGCCCAAGACGCUGACGAAGACGGAGCCGCCCAACUUCGAGAUGGGGUGGAAGAGGACGAAGGAGAUAGUGACGGAGAAGCCCAAGGGGUACGUGAUAGCGGACUUCCUGGAGAAGCUGGAGGGGCUGAUGGGGAGGGAGUUCGGGUCGGUGGACCUGCUGGCGAAGGCAGGGGAGGUGGUGGCGGAGAGGGCGAGGGAGGAGGCGGAGGUACUGAGGGACGACGGGGAGGUGGAGGAGAGGAUGGUGACGGAGCUGUUCAGGGUGCUGAGGCUGAUGGAGAUGGACUUGGCCAUGGUCAGGGCCUCCGUCAAGGAGGAGACGCUCGAGGAACGGCUCGAGCAGGCCAAAGCCCGCUGCCGGCAGGCCAUCCUCGUCGCUAACUCUUUCUGAAUCCAUCGAAAUAGUUCGAAAUUCAAUAUGGUCUUCCAUUUUUUACCCGAUUAUUUUGCGAUGCAAAUGAUGGAAGUAAAUUUCAAGAAUGUACAUGGAACCUCGGUUAUCAUCGCGUGGUUCGCAAAGCGGAUUCGGGACUUGUUCGAGGUCUCAUUGUUGAUCGGGGUGAGUGGCGGAUCCAGGACCGAUAGUUAGGGGGUGCCAAAAAUUCUGCAAAUAAAAAGGCAACUUAAGAUUUGGUAA
Molecule: messenger RNA, 1029 nt
Organism: Punica granatum (pomegranate)
Lineage: Eukaryota; Viridiplantae; Streptophyta; Magnoliopsida; Myrtales; Lythraceae
Source: RefSeq, a predicted model, not a curated record